UCACCUAUAUAUGUAGGCCUGUUCAGUAGGGGGUCACCUUCUUUCAUUUUGAAUAAAGUAUACUCUUUUGAUCCCUCUUUGUUUAAGUUUGAUGAUGCCUUCAACGCCUCUUUUCUAGGUUUCAUCGAUUUCCUCAUCUACCAAGUUCCCCAGAUCAGAAUUUCGAAGUUUCUUCAAAAAUUAAUCAAACAAUGGCUCCGACAACGAUAGAAGGGACGUCAAACGGGUCUGUAAAAGCAAAAGAGGAAGAACAAACAACACCUUCUUUAUUCGAAAUCGAUGACUCCGAUCUAACGAGGCUUCUAGAAAAACCGCGACCAGUAAACAUCGAGAGAAAAAGAUCGUUCGAUGAAAGAUCAUUUAGUGAAAUGUCGAUUACGAUGUCGCCACCACGUAAUAAUUUCUACAAAAUGAGCGAUAAUUCAUCACGGGGGUUUGAUAAUCUCGACGGCGUUUAUUCUCCGGGGAGAUGGACUGGAACUCCUCGGAGUGGGUAUUUUGAGCCUCAUCCGAUUGUUGGAGAUGCUUGGGAGGCUUUGAGAAGAUCAUUGGUCAACUUUCGUGGUCAACCUGUUGGGACUAUUGCUGCUCUUGAUAAUUCUUCAGAGGACCUUAAUUAUGAUCAGGUUUUUGUAAGAGACUUUGUGCCAAGUGCGUUAGCCUUUUUAAUGAACGGAGAACCCGAAAUCGUAAAAAACUUCCUCCUAAAAACCGUUUUCCUCCAAUCACGCGAAAAAAAGGUCGACAAUUUCAAAUUAGGCGAAGGGGUAAUGCCCGCAAGUUUUAAAGUGCUUCAUGACCCCGUGAGAAACACGGAAACAAUUUUAGCGGAUUAUGGUGAAAGCGCGAUUGGGCGUGUGGCCCCAGUUGACUCAGGGUUUUGGUGGAUUAUACUGCUUCGUGCGUAUACGAAAUCCACGGGUGACUCGUCUUUAGCCGAAAUGCCUGAAAUCCAAAGGGGGAUUAGACUUAUUAUGACUUUGUGUCUUUCCGAAGGGUUUGAUACGUUUCCUACUUUGCUAUGUGCGGAUGGAUGUUGUAUGAUUGAUCGAAGAAUGGGUGUAUACGGGUAUCCAAUCGAGAUCCAAGCACUAUUCUUCAUGGCGCUAAGAUGCGCCUUACUUCUCCUAAAACGCGAUUGCGAAGGCAACGACUGCAUUGACCGAAUAGUCAAACGCCUCCACGCGCUCUCCUUCCACAUGCGAAGUUACUUUUGGCUCGACAUCAAACAACUCAACGACAUCUAUCGCUACAAAACCGAAGAGUACUCUCACACCGCAGUCAACAAAUUCAACGUAAUCCCCGAUUCGCUUCCCGAAUGGGUCUUCGAUUUCAUGCCGACACGUGGAGGUUACUUUAUUGGGAAUGUAAGUCCGGCGAAAAUGGAUUUCCGGUGGUUUUGUUUGGGGAAUUGUGUGGCGAUUUUGUCGUCGUUAGCGACGCCUGAACAGAGUUCGGCGAUUAUGGAUUUGAUUGAGUCGAGGUGGGGGGAACUCGUCGGAGAGAUGCCGUUGAAGAUUUGUUAUCCGGCGAUGGAGAGUCAUGAGUGGAGGAUUGUUACCGGGUGUGAUCCGAAGAAUACGAGUUGGAGUUAUCAUAAUGGUGGAUCGUGGCCAGUUCUAAUAUGGCUUUUAACGGCCGCGUGCAUUAAAGCAGGGCGACCCCAAAUAGCGAAACGUGCAAUAGAAUUAGCGGAAAGUCGGUUACUAAUGGACCAGUGGCCGGAAUAUUACGAUGGAAAACUCGGCCGAUUUAUCGGAAAACAAGCGCGUAAAAACCAAACAUGGUCAAUAGCCGGAUAUUUGGUAGCCAAAAUGAUGCUUGAAGAUCCAUCUCAUUUAGGUAUGAUAUCACUUGAAGAAGACAAACAAAUGAAGCCUCAGAUGAAAAGAUCUGCUUCAUGGGUUUGUUAAAUUGAAGAACACAACUUCAACUUCAAUAUAUUAUCAUCAUUAUUAUUAUUGUGUUUUUUUCACUCCAUGAUUUCGGGUUUUGUUUCUAACACUUGGUGUAUUAUACGCAUGCCCAUUGACAAGUCGGGAUUUGUUUAUGGUUUUGAACAAUGUGAAUUGAUGAAAUUUUGCAAGCGGUUUAAUAAUGUUCGGUUUGAA
Lactuca sativa (garden lettuce) is the source of this 2111-nucleotide messenger RNA. RefSeq names its product putative alkaline/neutral invertase D. The record is from RefSeq and is a predicted model, not a curated record. Gene Ontology annotation, biological process: sucrose catabolic process. Gene Ontology annotation, molecular function: endo-alpha-N-acetylgalactosaminidase activity; sucrose alpha-glucosidase activity. Lineage: Eukaryota; Viridiplantae; Streptophyta; Magnoliopsida; Asterales; Asteraceae.